AUGGUGAGCCUGCAUGAUAUCCGCGAGCAUGUGGCAUCCCUGUUCAUCAUGCUGAACAAGAAGACAGUCAUCUUGUUCCGCAUCGAGUUCCUGGUGGUUCUCGUCACACUGGUGUUCUUUGCCAUGUUCCUCAUGGACUUCUACCGCCGCAUCAUCCACAACUCGUUCAUGAGGGCUGUGUUCAGCGUCUUCGACGCUGUCUCCGACUCCAUCGUCGUGUACCUCCUGGGGGCCAUGCAGACGGCGCCUUUCAAGAACCAGCUGUUCCCGGUCUGGGCACUUGUGCUCGUCAACUUCCGCUACAGCGCAGACUACAUCUCGGGCUACGGUGUCCCCGACCGCCGCGGGCGAAGGUUCACCGAAUGGAGGAACGUGUUCAAGCUCCUGGGAUCCGCGUUCCUGAAUUGGACGCGCGGGUCCAGCUUCUGGGGUCCGCUGUGGCUGGUCUGGGAACUGCAGAUAGUGAGGAGCGGCUACAGAUUUCUUUCCCAUACACUGGCGUCCCGCGCCGUCUGGCAUGGCGGGAGCUCGGAGCUUGUUGCAGAGCACAUGCGUGCCAUGCAUGAGCGUGGUGACCAAGUGAGCAGCAGCAGCCGAGGAGAAUUAUUCAACCCAGUGACGAUGGAAGGCUACAGGUACUUGGUGUACGGAGAAACAAAGCAGAAGAAAGGAGUAUUCAGACUGAAGAAGCCUCAGUAUGCAUUGUCUACCGACCAGGAUCAGCAGGAUGCUACCAAGAAGAAUAAGAAGACGUCUCCGCCGCCAUUGAUCACGCUGGACACGAUCAGCAGGCUGCUGCGGUGCAGGUUCGAGGAUGUCAAACUGCAACGGUGUAUAUUUGACACAAACCGGGAUCUGGUGAAGAGCAUCAUUGCUGGGAAGGUGGGUGCCAGCGAUGCCCUCAGGAUCAUGGAGCUGCAGCUCGCCUUCGUCCAUGACUACUUCAACACCCGCUACCCCAUGAUCUUCUGGUGUGGCCUCCCAUCCCUCUUCAUCAGCCUGGUUCUGUCCGUUCUGACCAUGGGUGCUGUCGUCUGGCUUGCUGUGGACAUCCAUCUAAAUUCUAAUAAGGUCACUGAUAGGAGGUGGCAUGGACUCAUUGACCAGUAUGUCUUCGUGGAGUCCUAUGAUGACCGGCCAAGGUUUUGGAACCUCAUCCACAACCUGACCACGGGCAUUGUUCCAAAGAAGGAGGAUGGCGCAAAGCUCGGCAGCGCCGUCCAAGUCCCGGACUGUGUCAGGCAGAAAGUCCUGGAGAAGCUCAGCGAGCUGACCGAGGAUAAUGGAGAUGGACGGGCAGGUCGUCGUGGCCAGCUGCUGCCCGGGUUCAUCAAGACGUUGUCCGACACCAGCGUUAGCAUGGAGUUGCAGAGGUACCAGGCGUACACUGCACGACCGAGCAGUGCAACCACUGGCGGCGGUGGCGGCGUCGUUCUGCCGACAGCCUCCCAUAUCAUUCUUGUGUGGCACAUCGCGACCAGCCUCUGCGAGAUGGAGCUGGCAACGACGCACGGCGUCGACCUGGGCAGCCCUGGGUUCCCGUGCUCCCUCCUGUCUUGGCUCUCUUCUCUCUGCUCGUCCAAACCGUAUCUUAUGGACGUGUAUGAUAAGAAAGGCUGCUGCAGCAGCAGCAGCUUGUCAUGGUUCACGAUCUCAAAUUGUUGCUGCUCAUCGUCCAAAUCAAGUGAUGGCAAGACGGAGGAGAAGAAGCAGCAAGUGAAUGGGAAGUUGCCUGCAGGCAACCUCCGGAGAGCAUACAUCAUUGCCAAUAGCUUGUCGCGGUACUGCACGUACCUGCUAGUAUCAAAGCCGGACCUGAUCCCUGAUAGCUUCCUUGUCCCCAAGAUAGUCUUCCAGAAAGCCGUGAGGAGUGCUCGUGAUGGCAUUUUCAAAGGCACUGGUUCAUUACAGGAAAGGCACAAGGCACUCAAGGCACUCAUGGACGAAGCAGGGGAGUUCAUAAACCACGUCUGGGCAUUGCUCUGGCACUGUGGCAUCCAAGAGAGCAGCUUGUGGCCAAAGGAUACUAGCCCUGAAAACAAUGAGCCACAGCCACAGGUGGGGAACGGUGGCGGUGAUGGGGCUGCUGCUGGGAUGAUCGAGAAAAGGCGAACUGGAGGAGAUGCUAUGAGGGAGAGAGACCACAUUGGGAUCACCAUUGAUGAAGCACAUGACAACAAGGACAAGGGGAAGGGAGCCAAAGAUCUUGAGGCAGGCGACUCAAGUACUACAAGUACAGGACUACUGAAAAUGGAGGGAACUGAAAGCUCGGAAAUUGAGGAGGUCUAUGGGGAUGCGACCACAAAUGUUCAGAGAGGCAUGGCUAGGCAAACCCAAAACUAG
This is a messenger RNA of Miscanthus lutarioriparius, 2343 nucleotides long. Lineage: Eukaryota; Viridiplantae; Streptophyta; Magnoliopsida; Poales; Poaceae. The record is from the annotation of a GenBank genome assembly.